Messenger RNA from Bombus impatiens (common eastern bumble bee), 969 nucleotides. Its product is annotated as cysteine-rich venom protein 1-like. The transcript has 3 exons. The record is from RefSeq and is a predicted model, not a curated record. NCBI's taxonomy places the organism in Eukaryota, Metazoa, Arthropoda, Insecta, Hymenoptera, Apidae. The coding region runs from base 557 to 874 and encodes 105 amino acids.
UAUCUGUAGAUAUAGCGGACAAGGUUUAAGGAAAACUCGAAAAAAUAUUGUUGGUCGGUACGAGUUGCAUUGACAUUGUUAGAAAGAACGUUUGCCAAACAAUGCCAAUUUCAUAUAUUUAUACUAUGUGUUUUAAGUUAGAACUAGCCUUUAGAUUAUCCCAACUUAUCUAACACAGCUGAUGGAACAGGUAAUAUUCGACGUAACUUACCCAUUGUACGUUUUAUCUCAUGUUACUAUAGCGAUUUUUAUUUGUAUGUAACGAGCAAGGUUAAAAAUAUCCGCAUGGUAAGGUUAAAUAUAAUAAAAUUCCGACAAUUCCAUCGGUUAAUUCCACCUUAACUCCAAAUAUAAUACACUGAUCAACGUUCCUUCGUUAAACGCCUGUUAUUUAUUGCUACGUGUUAUCUACGUGGAGCACACACUGUCCAAACAAAUGCGUGUUUUUAGGCAGAAAUUUGCCAUAUAAAAAUCACGAACAUCGGUGCCUUCACAUUAAAAGCAAAAACGCGCUGGGAACCUGCUAACCGAACGAAUAUUCUCAACGAAAGUCAUCAUGCCGCCAUACGUCGUAGCUUUCUUACUUGUCGUUGUGGUUCUCGCUGAUUGCUCGACUGCAACCGCAUCAGUUUGCUCAACAAACGAAGAAUGGAUUCGUUGCGGACUGUCGUGCGAACCAAGUUGCGACGAUAGACACCCGAAUAUCACAAACCCCUGUCCCCGCAGUUCCCGCAGUCGCCGUAGUCUACGUAUUGAACUUUUUCCAGGCGGUCCUGGUCCCGUAUGCGUUUCCGGUCCCAGCUGUCAGUGUGUCGGAGGUACUUUACGAAAUGAAGCCACUAACGAAUGUGUGCUACCGGAAAACUGUCCAUAAGUAUUUGCACAAUUUAUAGUCAGUACUUAAAUACAUAUUCAUAUCGACUAGUUAUUAGACUAACGAGUUUGUAGAGCAUGUUUCAAAUGGAAAUA